AUGAAUGUUCGAGUUAAUAGGGGUGCUGGCCGCCCAAGAACUGCUUGUACGCAGUGCAGCUCAUUAAAAUCAUUGCUUACUGAAAGUGCAAAGAUCCGUUGCAGCGGUGAACAACCCUCUUGCCGCAGAUGUACGCGCCUUGGUCGUCAUUGCACCUGGGCCGAUGAUUAUCGAGCUCAACGUGCCUUUGGGCACAAUCACUUGGAUUUCUUCGCGAGGGAUUUAGAUGCAUGGGCUAUGAUCCCUUCUUUGCCUGCAGACAGCCAUCAGUCAUCGGCUGUCGGGAUAUCGCGAACAUGCAUGUUUGACCUUGUGAACACAUUCUUCACCCACGUUUUCAACGCUUCUCUUCUUCUCCAUCGAACAUCAUUCCUUGACUGCCUAAGCUGUGGCUCUGCGGAGAAACACAUGACACUCAGUGUCAUGGCACUAGCUUCAAGAUUUUCUCAAAAGCCUAACCCAUGCGAUAAUGCUGUUGGUUCAGGCUUUGCUGAGGAGUUGGCGACCGAAGCGGAGCGGCUCGUCUUUGCACGAUUGGCAUCGCCAUCAGAGGAGAACCUUGUCACUCUCGUGAAUCUUACUUUGUUAUGGUAUGCGCAAGGACAAUGGCGCCGGGCUGCCAUCCACUUGAGUAAUGCUCAAUGCACCUCACGUAUUCUCGGCCUUGGAAGGAAGCCAUUGCUUGGUUACUCAAACAACCAGGAGCAGACUGUGGGUGAUUUUAUCACUGCAGAGUUGAGCCGACGGCGCUUCUGGGCUGUUUUCUUACUGAGCCAGUUUGCGAAGGGCGACGAUUGCUAUCAACAAUUCGAAGCGGAGCUGAAAGACCCAGCCGGAGUCAAAGCACCAUGCAAUGAGCAAAUGUUCCAGCCACUAGGCAAUACUAAUCUGGACCGCCAUUUUGGCAAUCAGAUUGUCGUGGACAGCUUGUAUGCACAUAUGAUACGCGUUACCAGCAUGUGGACCAUGGUGCUGACAUGUAGUUCUAGGAGGACGGUGUGCCAACUAGUCAAAAGUCAUUCCAAAUUUACUGCUAAGCUUCUAACUAUUCAAGAGUUGGACCUGCGCUUUAAUGCUUGGCGGACCAGCCUCCCCAGCUCUCUGGAGUUGGACGACGUUCUGCAAGACUCAUCUCUCAGGCGCAGCAAAGUAUCGUUGCUGCACAUUAUCUACCACCAAGUAAUGUCUGUGCUUCAUGCUUGUGUAAUUCCGUUGUUCUGCCUUCACUCUAUCAGACCGACCGACGCUACGGACACUCCUUCUGCUGCUACCGAAGCCGACAGGGAAAUGGAAACGGAAACCGAUCCCAUGGCCUACGAGUCGUUGCAAAGGGCGUCUGCUCAAAAGGCCCUUUACCAUGCGAGGCAAAUAUCUCAUAUCAUCUCUAAAACUGAGUUAAACGGCGUCCAACUCCUAUCAAGUGGGUUCACUGGAUAUGCUGCCUAUAGCUCCUGCGCGAUUCAGCUUCCUUUUCUGUGGUGUCGAAGUCCUAACGUGAGGGAAAUGGCACGUCGAAACAUUCAAGCAAAUAUCGCCGUCAUGGACUACAUUCAGAGCCAAUGGAAAGUUGUUGCCGCUUUGAGAGGUUAUAUUCCUCUACUCUACAAGCAUCACGAGAGCAUGUCGUACUCUUUGCCAGAUGAACCCGUCAAUCUACAGCUAGCCGACCUAAACCUACAUUGCAAGUCCGAUUCCAAUCGUGCCACCAUGUCUAUUCUUCAUCAUAACGCAAUCAUUUGGGACAAGGGAGAACUUCUGAAUCAUGACAAUUUGCCCGACAUUGGCCUGGCUACUCGUCGGCAGCCGCAGCAGCAACAACAAUCGGACAAAGUAGGCGACGGUGGUUAUUUAUAUAAUAAUAGUAGUUCAGGUAUCAGCAAUAGUGAAAUAAGUGGUUUGGAAGCUAUCGAUGGCUUCCCACUGGGGUCAAUGCAUCAAAAUGAUGACUUACUUGAUGAGCCUUCCUUGACAUACUCAGGUCUGUCAUUUUCCGAUGCCUCUUCAAAUGCGUAUAAUUGGCUCGACGAUGCCGACUUCUUAAGUCUAGGGGUCCUCGAUGAGUUAGAGAUUGAGAGGAGAGUCUAUUGAAAGUGUCGCGGACUCUAACGGGC
This is a messenger RNA of Trichoderma asperellum CBS 433.97, 2111 nucleotides long. The record is from RefSeq and is a predicted model, not a curated record. NCBI's taxonomy places the organism in Eukaryota, Fungi, Ascomycota, Sordariomycetes, Hypocreales, Hypocreaceae.